Heteronotia binoei (common prickly gecko) is the source of this 1047-nucleotide messenger RNA. RefSeq lists its product as uncharacterized. The annotation marks the transcript as partial. The transcript has 3 exons. Gene Ontology annotation, biological process: DNA integration. The record is from RefSeq and is a predicted model, not a curated record. Gene Ontology annotation, molecular function: nucleic acid binding. Lineage: Eukaryota; Metazoa; Chordata; Lepidosauria; Squamata; Gekkonidae.
AUGGCCAGUCCCAGCGGGAACACCGGUCACAUCGAAGCUUUCGACCACACGAAUCCCGAGGGAUGGGAAUCCUAUUCGGAGAGGGUCGAUUGCUACCUGAGGGCGAAUCGAGUAACCAAGGACGGCAUGAAGCGGGACGUGCUCCUGAGCGUCUGCGGGGCCGCCACCUUCGAGAUCGCAAAGGGUCUCUCGGCGCCCGCCCGCCUCACGGAGAAAACGUACACGGAGGUCGUCCGCCUCCUCACGGGCCAUUUCCUGCCGCAGCCGUCGCGGGUGGCCCGACGGUUCCUCUUCCACAAGAGGGACCAGGCCCAGGGAGAAUCCACUGCAGACUACCUGGCCGCCCUGCGCCAGAUCGCCGGAAGCUGCAACUUCCCGAAUUUGGAAGAGACCUUGGCCGACCGGUUCGCUUGGGGCCUCCGCGACGAGAGGCUCCAGCAAAAGCUUUUCGCAAAGGAAGAGGGGUGCCUGCUAUGGGGGAGCCGGGUGGUGGUUCCCCCUCCCCUUCAGAAAAGGGUCCUUGCAUCACUACAUGAAACGCACCCGGGCAUUGUGAGGAUGAAGGCCCUAGCCAGGAGCUAUGUGUGGUGGCCGGGGAUGGACGGAGAAAUAGAGGACUGGGUCCGGAGAUGCAGUGCGUGCCAGGAAUCGCGGCCGGACCCACCCAGCGCCCCGGCCACAAGGUGGGAAACCACAAGGAAACCCUGGUCCAGGCUCCACAUAGACUUUGCGGGGCCGUUCCAGGGGCAGAUAUUCCUUAUAAUCGUGGACGCCUACACAAAAUGGUUAGAGGUCCUCCCUGUAGCAUCCACCUCCUCAGCAGCCGCCAUCCGAGCCCUGCGCCGGGUCCUGUGCACCCACAGCAUCCCAGACACCCUGGUCUCGGACAACGGGGCCGCCUUCACCUCGGGAGAGUUCCAGGCCUUCCUACAGAGGCUGGCCGCAUUCCUAUUCGACAACAGGGUCAUCCCAAACCCUGUCACAGGGAUCAGUCCAGCAGAGCUCCUCAUGGGGCGCAAGCUCACCACAAGGCUAGACAGACUACAC